AUGUUAUCACUCCAGCCAGUUUGUGCGCAUCCUGCGCACUCAAUUCCGCCGAAACUCACGGUGGAUGCGCUACCAAAUGAAAUCCUAAGCACGAUCCUCGUAGAGUUAUCAACGCCAUCCUUGAUCACACUGACCCGUGUGUCAUAUCAUUUCCAGGCCGUGGCCCUGAACGUUCUGCAAUCUCGUGGUCGCGCUACCGAGGCCCGCGAAGAUAUACAAUUGCGCUUGACAUGGUAUACCCCGGCCAACGGGAUCAUCAGAUCCCCGUUUGAAAUGAAAUACAUCGGCAUGGCUGCAUAUUGCGACGCAAGCAAUUGUUUAAUGGACCCCGAGGCUGACACAGGGAGGCUGACCAAGAUGUACUCGCGCUUCGAGCCAGAAGCGAGUGUCGGGUUCUUGGGCUUAUCGGAUAUGGCGGACCCCACGGAGCGAGUAAUUCUAGACUGGUUCGAGAGCUUCUGCCAGUUCUGCGUCAAGCUUGAACUAGUCACAAUAUGUAACCCCGAACACUCGCACACCAAGCUCUUGACGGUCGAGAAUAGCAUCGUUCGCUUUUCUCGAUUUGAUCUGAACCCAGCUCAGAGCACAAAGGCCAAUUCCACAUAUCCACCGCCCUUUGAUGACCAAGAUAGGAUAUGCUGGGUGGAUCCGGGGAAGACCGUCGGUCUCAAAGUCCGAGUGAAAAGGCUACCGACACCGCCUGGAGCGUCAGGGCAGUCGCAGAUCGAAGAGACAGAGCAGUAUGAGAUUACUUUACAAGAAUUACUCUUCCGCACCACGCGUUUCUUAGCGGGCGUGGAAGAAGUGGAAGACCAUGGGUUCGAUAACCGAUGGGAAAUCCUCAUUCUUCGGGACUUCUAG
This is a messenger RNA of Penicillium chermesinum, 861 nucleotides long. RefSeq lists its product as uncharacterized. Lineage: Eukaryota; Fungi; Ascomycota; Eurotiomycetes; Eurotiales; Aspergillaceae. Gene Ontology annotation, molecular function: protein binding. The transcript is spliced from 4 exons. The record is from RefSeq and is a predicted model, not a curated record. Bases 1 to 861 code for a protein of 286 amino acids.